AUAAACUUUGAAAACUGUAAUAGAAAAAAAUCACAGCUCCUUGUUGACUGGAAAUCGAAAUUAAAUGGUUAAAAAGAGCAAUAAAAAUGUAGCGAGAAAUGUGUGAAAGGAAGUAACGUUAUGUCAUAAGGUAGUGGUUUGGUGUAAUAUAAAGGAGGAUUUAGUAAUUUUAAGUAUUUAAAGUAGCCUACACAGCACUAAAUCAAUCUUUACAUGAAAACAUUAAUCAUGCUUCUGUACCAUGUAGACCUCUAGAUAAAAAUGUAGACCAAGAAAUCUAAUUAAAAUGAUUUUGUAUAUAGUUUUUUUCUCGACGUGAUGCUUCAGAAUACAUUUCACUUGCCGAAGUGCAAAAAAAAGUUUGCCUGACGACAACCGCUCCAAAAUCGAGAGAUUACGUUUGCGUUGCGUACUCCAGUCCUGUAGGUGGCGGAAAUGCACCGUUUAAGUUAGGUUAACAACCGCCAUAUAUGCCAAAAGAAGAAGAGAAUAGUUCCAGGAAGUCUGCAGGAAUACUCUGCAGCAAAACGUUUGUGAUGAACUUUUAUAAGAUCUUUUCACAGGGAUAUUCUGAACAGAAGAAUCACUGGAUAAAGUCUGGCUAAAAGCUCACAUUCUUGAAUGUUCAGGUGCAGACCAGGAGUCUCUGGAGAAAGUCAGGGGAAUCCCAAAGUUUUGUCAUCAGCGAAGUUGACUGAUAACCAAUUCUCACUCAGCUAUAGUUUUUCCCUUUAUGCUGCUAAUAUAAUUAUGUGAGCACAAAGAACCUGAGUUAGUAUCCACAAUGGUUGGCUGUACUGUAUUGGGAUGUUCCAAUCGCUCAGAGAAAGGUGUACGCAUGUAUGGUUUCCCCACUGACACAGAGAGAAGAAAAAAAUGGCUGGUUGAAGUCAACAGGUCCGGACAGGAUCUAAAUAUAACUAAAGAUUACAACAAUAAAAAAAUUUGUGAGGCACAUUUUGAGGCAGACCAGUUUGUCAAGACCAGAAGGGCCAAGAUUAGACUAAAACCAGAUGCCGUUCCCACACUCUUCGGCCGGUGUGCUGUGGUCAAAAAGAGAAGGGAAAUUGCACCACAAUGCACCCCUGAACCUACAAAAAUAGACCACGUAAAGCAAAAACAACACAUUGCUGCUGAUCACAGCUAUAGUUUUAAAGCUGAAAAAGGGAAGUCUUGCUCUUCCAGACAUGGUGACAUCGCUGACCCAUCGCAGCAACAGGCCAAAGAGCUCAGUGCAGCAUGUAAAGAUGCUCCAUCACAGGAACAGGCCAAAGAGCUCAGUGCAGCAUGUAAAGAUGCCCCAUCACAGGAACAGGCCAAAGAGCUCAGUGCAGCAUGUAAAGAUGCCCCAUCACAGGAACAGGCCAAAGAUCUAAAUGCAGCAUGUAAAGAUGCCCCAUCACAGGAACAGGCCAAAGAGCUCAGUGCAGCAUGUAAAGAUGCCCCAUCACAGGAACAGGCCAAAGAGCUCAAUGCAGCAUCAAAACAAAAGGAUGUUGAUGAUGCUUUGGUCGACAUGAUCAUCAAAGAUUCACAGCCAUUUUCAGUGGUGGAGGAUGAGGGAUUUAGGGCAUUAGUAAAGAAGCUUGACCCAGCAUAUGUGCUUCCUACAAGAGAUGGACUGAAAAUCAUGGUUGCUGCAAGGUACAGAAGAACAAAGAACUUGACAGGGUCAAAGGAAAUCAAGCCUGUUCUUUUGAAAUCUUUAAAUAAAAAUUCAUAACA
This is a messenger RNA of Paramisgurnus dabryanus, 1725 nucleotides long. RefSeq lists its product as uncharacterized. The record is from RefSeq and is a predicted model, not a curated record. NCBI's taxonomy places the organism in Eukaryota, Metazoa, Chordata, Actinopteri, Cypriniformes, Cobitidae. Gene Ontology annotation, molecular function: sequence-specific DNA binding.